AGCAAACCGCAAACUACUCUUUCAAAACAGCCGAACUCUCUCUCUCUCUCUCUCUCUCUCACUUCCAGUUUUAUCAAUCACAGACACAAACACACACACACACGAAUGGCUGACACCACGAAGGUCAAAUCCCCGGAAACAACGGCGGUUGAGGAUAACCAACAACAACAACGAAUAACAACAUCAUCUCCAACACCACCGCCGCCAUCUCACUGGAUGGGGAUGAGAUACCCUUCGCAGCCGAUAAUGAUGCCUCACCACAUGAUGUACGCGCCGCCUCCUUUCUCUCCUUUUCACCACCAUAACCAUCCUUAUCAUCAUCACAACAAUCACCACCAGUCUCGUGUUAACAAACAUCAAAACGCCUCCAACGCUGAGAAUAAGACCAUUUGGAUCGGUGAUUUGCUUCACUGGAUGGAUGAGAAUUACCUUAAUUCUUGCUUUGCCCCCGCUGGAGAGAUGGCUUCGGUUAAGGUAAUCAGGAACAAGCACACUGGUUUGUCCGAGGGCUAUGGAUUCGUGGAAUUUGAUACCCACGAUGUCGCCGAGAAGGUUUUGCAGGAAUAUAAUGGAGCAACCAUGUUAAAGUCCGACCAGCCUUACCGUCUAAACUGGGCCAGUUUCAGCACCGGUGAAAAACGCCUAGAGAGUCCUGACCACUCUAUAUUCGUGGGUGACUUGGCCCCAGAAGUCACUGAUGAUUUGUUGCAUAAACUAUUCCUUGAUAAAUACCCAUCCGUCAAGACUGCGAAAGUCGUCAUAGAUGGAAGUACUGGUCGUUCAAAGGGGUAUGGGUUUGUGAGGUUUGGAGACGAUGGUGAGAGGAGCAAAGCUAUGUCGGAGAUGAAUGGUGUGAAAUGCUGUAGCAGGGCUAUGAGAAUCGGUGCUGCCACUCCUAGGAAGCCUAAUAAUGGUUACCAUCAACAAGGUGGGUAUAUGCCAAAUGGUGGGGCUGCUCCACGUGAUGUGGACUCAUUGAACACAACAAUAUUUGUUGGAGGACUUGACGCUAAUGUCACUGACGAAGAUCUUAGACAGCCAUUUGCUGGUUUUGGUGAAAUUGUCUCUGUCAAGAUACCAAUUGGGAAAGGAUGUGGAUUCAUUCAGUUUGUCAACAGAGAAAACGCAGAGGAGGCUUUAGAGAAACUAAAUGGUUCUGUAAUUGGAAAACAAACCGUUCGCCUUUCAUGGGGUCGUAACCAAGGCAAUAAACAGCCUCGAGGUGGGUAUGGAGACCAAUGGGUUGAACCGUUCUAUAGAGGACAAUACUACAAUAAUGGUUAUGGUUACAUGUUAGCACCACCUGUUGACCCGAGAAUGUAUGGUGCUGCACCUUAUGGAGCUUAUCCUAUGUACGGUGGGAAUCAGCAGCAGCAACAAGUAAGCUGAGAGAAGAAUAAAAGAAGUUAAAGGUAGGUAUGAGACAACAGUGUCUUUUUCUUAUCUCUCUCUAUGGUCUAGAUCCUGAGCAGCGAAUUUUGAUGGAACUGUAGUGCUACUUAUUUUUAUUUUAGGGAUUUUGAUUGGAUUUAUUUAUUUUAUUUGACUUAUCAGAUCGUUGUUCUGUGGAACUUAAUUGAUUGUUCUUUUGGGGGAUUUGAUAAGUAUGCCUCUUUUAGAUA
This is a messenger RNA of Raphanus sativus (radish), 1622 nucleotides long. Its product is annotated as polyadenylate-binding protein RBP47C. The coding region runs from base 106 to 1389 and encodes 427 amino acids. Gene Ontology annotation, cellular component: cytosol. Gene Ontology annotation, molecular function: mRNA binding. NCBI's taxonomy places the organism in Eukaryota, Viridiplantae, Streptophyta, Magnoliopsida, Brassicales, Brassicaceae. The transcript has 6 exons. The record is from RefSeq and is a predicted model, not a curated record.